Platichthys flesus (European flounder) is the source of this 2568-nucleotide messenger RNA. It is a transcript of the gene caly, whose product is annotated as calcyon neuron-specific vesicular protein. The coding region runs from base 247 to 876 and encodes 209 amino acids. Gene Ontology annotation, biological process: clathrin coat assembly; endosomal transport; G protein-coupled dopamine receptor signaling pathway. Lineage: Eukaryota; Metazoa; Chordata; Actinopteri; Pleuronectiformes; Pleuronectidae. Gene Ontology annotation, molecular function: clathrin light chain binding. Gene Ontology annotation, cellular component: membrane; endosome. The record is from RefSeq and is a predicted model, not a curated record. The transcript is spliced from 5 exons.
GUGGACGAGACGCGCAUCCGUCCGCGCUGCGCCGCCGCUCCUCCGCCGCAGGACGGAGCCGCUCCGGGCGCGAUCACAUGCGCGGGCCUGCCGCGGAUCUCGCAUCACCACGGCAACCGACGUUCACAGCGCGUCCCCGCGGCAGCAGCAUCCGUGCGCGGCGACCCUACCAUCCACAGGCGAGAGGAAGGAGAGAGGAAGCAGAGAAGAAGCAGAGAGGAAGCGGAGAGCAAAGCCACAGCAGCCAUGGUGAAGCUGGGCAGCAAUCUGUCUGAGAAGCCUGAGAAGCUGGAGAAGCAGCCGUCUGCGGACGACGGCUUUGAUAACAUUCCGCUCAUCACGCCCCUGGAGGUCAACCAGCUACAGAAGCCGUUCGCGGACAAGAUCAUUGUGAAGACGACGACACAGUACCAGCUGCAGCAGGAGAAGAAAAACAAGCUGUACCUGCCGAACAUCAAGAAACUGAACAUUAACUUCUACAGUGAUGUUUCAGAGAAAAUUAAGAUCACAGGUCUGAUCCUCAUCACUCUGGCCUUCUUGACCAGCCUGCUCCUCCUGCUCAUGUACAAGGCAAUGUGGUACGACCAACUUACCUGCCCAGAGGGUUUUAUCCUGAAGCAGAAGCACUGCUCCCCGACAGCUCUGGAGAUGUACUUCCCAGAGCAGCAGCAGCAGCAGCAGCAGCAGCAGCAGGACGAGCCCGGCGUCACCAGUGGCACCAGCCGCUGUACGCUGUACGCUGCCCUCAGUCAACUCAAGAGGCCUGGACCCGAGCUGCCAUCACCGUGGUUACCAGUCAUCAGCUCUCUAAAGGAGGCCGAGGUGGCGAAGCGAGGCAGCGAGCCGCUGAAAAGAGGACUGGAGGGAGAGGAGUGAAGGGUCUGAUGGAGAUGUAGGUGUUAGAGGAGGACGUAUGAGGAUGGGCAGUGCCGUGUGUGUGUUUGUGUGUGUGUGUAUGUGUGUGUGAAUGUGUGUGUGUAGUGCUCCUACACCUUAAAAAUGUUUGAAUAUCUGUCAGAAUUUUGAAUCAACAACGUAAAGCACAAAUUUACUUAGCUUCAUUCCAGUUAUGUUAUGUUGAUAUUUAAUAGCUAAUAUCGGUUUAAUAGCUAGUAGAUGAUAUUUAAAAGCUAAUACCCGACGUGUGUGCAUGUGCGUGUGUGUGUGUGUGUGUGUAACUGUGUGUCUGUGUGUAUGUGUGUGUUGUGAGUUGCUGUGGUUAGAGGCAGGCAUGUUAUUAAAGUGUUGGAGAAUGUGGCUGACUUUUGCAGUGUUACUGAGUCAUGUGUAAACGCCUCCAUCUGCAUUGUGUGUGUGUGUGUGUGUGCACAUAUACACACUGUCAAUGCACAUUACAUUCAUAUGCAGUGUGCGAGUGUGUGUGAAUACACUGCAUGAUUUGUGUGCUUGUUGGAGAAACUUGGAAGUGCGAGAAGAGAAGCGAGGCGAGAGCUCCGAGCGAGAAGUGAAGAUAACAAGUUUUUAAUGAGAUCGCUCGGAGUUUGUCCUCAUCGCUCCAUCUUGUUAUCUCACUGUCUGUUCAUUUAGUCUUGGAGGGGAGUGUAUAUGAGAUCAGCCGGGAAUGUGCUCACACCUCAGCCAUUAAAACAAGGAGCCAUAACCGUUGAUUUUAAUAUUUGCUGAAAUGAUUUGAUCCUACAUCUUAUCAGCCCACGACUGCAAAUUACAGUCCUGUGAAAUGAAAGUCAAGUGAAAGUACUGCUCUUACAUACCGAGCGACUCGAGUUACACAACCACAAGCGGUCUGUGUGCGUUAAAGCAGACUCACACAGUGACUCUGGAAAGUAUCCACUAGUAAAUCUAAUCAAUUUUUAAUUAAAUCUACUAAAUGAUAAAGUGUGCAGUAAUUAAAGAGGCCUGCAUAUACUUUCCAAAGCCACUGUACAAGACUCCAUUUGAAGCUUCUUUUACAUAAUGUGUUUGCUGCCUACUGUAAUUAUGGAUAAAACUUGAGACAUUAAUGUAUUGUCACAAAAAUAUCUAAAUAAUAUUAAUGUGUGAACUUAUGUGUAAAACUAGCAAAUGAAGCUCCGUCCACGUUUAGUUACUAGUUUUAUUAAGUAUGUGUAAAUUAAAUGAUCACAGGGUUACUAUGGUCCUUAUAUGAAUGUAUGAAGAAGCGUCUUUAAUCAUGCAGGAUCUACUAUAGUCAUUGCUUAUAAUGUACGACCAACAGUGUUACAAUGUUCUAUUUAUUUCUAUUCAUGUGUUUUGAUUUUAGUGUCUUUUCAAUUGAAAACCUGUGUUUGCAAAUGUUGUAAAGUAUUCUGUUCCAGCCUAUCAUGUGAAAUUCUUCUUUUGAACAACUUUUAAACAUGCAUUUUUUUUAACUUAUCAGAUAUAACAUGAUAUAACCUGGCAAGUCUUGAUUCACGCCUUUUGACCUCUUCUCUUUGUCUUACCAUGUUUUAACAAACCAAACUCUUCAUGUGAGAAGAGAUGAAUGUGCAGCACAGCCUGUCCCCCUGGGUCCAAGUGCCAAACGCUUACAUCAGACCCAUCUGCUCUGAUGUCACCGACUGAACACAAAUAAAAGCCUGAAGUGUU